Messenger RNA from Bicyclus anynana (squinting bush brown), 1624 nucleotides. RefSeq lists its product as uncharacterized. The coding region runs from base 137 to 481 and encodes 114 amino acids. The transcript is spliced from 4 exons. NCBI's taxonomy places the organism in Eukaryota, Metazoa, Arthropoda, Insecta, Lepidoptera, Nymphalidae. The record is from RefSeq and is a predicted model, not a curated record.
AAAAUGGAACAUGCGCAGUAGCGUAUCGCUUUAGCAACAUGUGGUUAUCACUAUUGAUUUUUGAAUUCUAUAACUAACACGAACAUUAUAACGCACUAUUAAAAUUUGAUGAAGCUACAGAUAUAAAUUUUAAAACAUGUUUCGAAUAGCAUCACUAUUAGUCUGGUUGUUAGUUUUAAAAAUCUUCGACAGUUGUUUAUGUGAUAAAACUGGUAUAACUUUUACUUUUAAAGAAUAUCAGUACAAGGAUACCCCUAAAAAUGAAAUGACUUUUCAUGAAUUUGAAACCGCAUGUGAGCAGAGCAGCGCCUGUAAUCAAAUGAGUGGUUUAACAAGAACGCGAUGUGUUCGAGAAUGUGUAUCACCAUCGUGUUACAGAGAAAUAUAUUCUUCGGAUCCGCUAGAAGAGGGUGAAAUUGAUGUCAGACUUAAUUCAUUCAAAGGCUGUUUUGUUCAAAGAAGUGGUCGAACACGAAAUUGAUUUUCUUCAACAGUUAUAUCAUCAUUUAUCUUGUGCGUUAAUAAGAUAAAUAAAACACACCAAAAAUUUGUAUUCAUACUGCUACUCCUGACUACAGUUGCUUAUAACGGCAAGACGUUAACGAAGAAAAUUGUAACAAAUUAUAGACAUAAGCCUUUAUUUUAGUUACAGUUAGUGAUAUUUUUAUUUAAAAAAAAAAUAACUCUUUUAUAAAGUUAAGUUACUUUAAGGUUGUUACCUACUAUUGCGAAGCACCUUACAAAAUAUGCGAUAACUACGCGUACUUACCUAUUUGCAUUUUGCAGUGUUCUUGAAUCACUAAUUAAAGUAAUGUGGUUGAGCACCGUAGACACCACUUUUUAUUCAAAAUAGUUAUUACAAACUCGCUGAAGGUGUUAAUAAAUCAAAGAUUUUAUGCUAUAGAUAUGUCUAUAGCAAUUCGAAACGAAGGCAGACAAAAGUGGCUGAUUGUGUUAAUUUCAUUUAGUCGCAUUGCUAGUUAAACAGAUAAUACCUAAACUAUUGUCUACAAUGUCGAGUUGUGUGUUCAGGAAGUGUAAAAACUAAAUAUACAUAAAUAUAUAAUGUAAGUAAAGACAAAAUUGUACAUGUGUAUGGUCAGUGGAGUAGCUAAAUUCGGAUUGAUUUUUUGGUGAUUUUGUAGACACAUAACAUAUUAAUUAAUAGUAAAAAAUCUUUGCAGUAAAGUAGUUAAUAUCUGGACGGCAUUAUUGGGCUAAAACAUAAAAUCCGUGUAAGAUACACAUACCUACAUUACUUAACAAUAAAUAUGUAAGAUAGCUAAUAACAUUUUUGCUCAUCUUAAUAAUAUAAUGCACUACUACAUUUUGGUAGCUUUCUCAUAAAUUAUAACACUGUCAAAUAAUCUUACCAUCAAUUUAACAUGGCACGAUAUCCUAUGACCAAGUGUGGGCUAUUAUGCUCAAAAAUAAAAUCUUUACAAAAUCACGAUCAACUAGAAAUGACUACGCUAAUUAAUAUUGUAAAAAUUAAACAAUUAUCUUUCGUCAUUUGUAUAAUAUCGAAGAGAAUAGGAAAUUCAAUAGAUAAGGAAUCUAUUGAACUUCCUAUUUCAUUUACCAAAAAUGUCUAAAGGUCUAAUAAAAUUUUAAAGAUAUAUUA